CAAAGCCUCACACUCAGCUUGGGAACAAAAUAGUAGAAACCAAUGUGUUGAAUUAAGAAGAUUAAGUGUUGGCCAUGGCAGUGUCUGUAUUUCAUCUCCAGCACACCCCUGAUCUCCGGUGUGAGAGCCCAGUGCCAAUGGUGACCCUUUGCCAGACCUGUGAAACUUGUACUUUGGCUGCCAAAGUUGCUCUCACAAAAGAAUGGUUUUUACGCGCUGGGGAAUCAUCACAGAGGAAGUUCUUAUUUGGAAUUAUCAGAAGAUUAGUUACUAUCGACUUGUUGGUCUACACCGAGGACCUCCUGCAGCCCACCCUAGGCAAGGACUUCAUCUACAGUAGGUCUAGGAUAAACCCCAGCCUGGCACAGGACCAUGGCAUUGCCAGCUCGGACAGGGCGCUCAGCAGACACCUGUUGCUGAAGUUUAUGAGCGACACUUGGGAAUGGUUUAAAAAGGGCUCAUACUGGACCAAGGCUAAUUACACCCUGCUGCUGCUAAACAUGUGCAGCCAACAUCUUCUACACAACGUCGCCAAUCUGAUUCGUGUUCUGAUUAUUCAAGGGAUGCGAUUGAGUUCCAGCAAAGGACGAGCCCCAUUAGGAUGGAUCCGCGCUGGAGGUCUUCAAGAUGGAACUCAGGGAAGUAGACAACCCACGUGACGCGCAGACGAUCCGGCCCUCAUGGUGGUUCCUACAUCGUUUAAGUCAACAUCAGGUGUGAGCAGGUACAAAGACUUCAUCCGCUGCCUGCCGGUCCAUCUGUCCAAAAGAUUCUUGGGAUUUCUAGAUAAGAAAUCUCUCGUUGGUUGCUCUUUUGUGUCACAACACUGGCGCUAUCUGGUGAACGAUCUCCAGCAGGACUUAGACGCAGAACGGCUAGUCCAGAACGAAGCCAUGAUUCUUCAGGGGACAUCAUACAAAGGAGUCAGCAUUUCAUAUGCUAAAAUUCAACAAGUUCCAGUCCCCAAAAUUGGAGAAGAAGGAACUGCAUUACCUUCCCGCGAGAAAAAGUUCUACCAAGAUUCAAAGCCGGGGGAGAACAUAGAAGCAGCGUAUGUUGAUAUUGAAACAGACAGUCUGUACUUAGAAGAAAGAAAUCUCUUUUGUGGAUCGUACAAUGUUCUCAUCCUUACAGGAUUGGGGGACCCACAUCGUGUGAUACAUUUUGAUGGAGGGCGUUUAGUCGCCGUUGGUUCCAUUGAUCGCAAAGUGAAGUUACUUGACAUGGUUGAGAUGAAGCAAGUGCCGCCUCUUAUCCACGGUCAUGCGGGGAGCAUCCGAGCGGUACAUUUGUGCGAGGACAAAGGCAUUGUGUUCAGUGGGAGCUUUGACCUCAGUGUCAGACAGUGGGACCUGCAGACAGGAACUUGUUUAAGAAUAUUUCACGGACACAUGAAGACAAUUACCAGUCUGGAUGUGCAUGAAAACGUGUUGCUUUCAGGAUCCAGAGAUGCUCUUGUAAAAGUGUGGAAUAUAAAUACUGGAAGAUGCUUUAGAACAUUUAAACAUAAAAAUGCUGUUCUUUCUGUUAAAUUAAAGAACGGAUACGCUGUCAGCGGCUGUGAAAAGGGGUUGGUUAAAGUAUGGCAUGUGGAUUCUGCAACAUUAAUCAAGACAUUAACAGGUCACAGCGGCCCCAUAAAAUGUCUUUCUUUUGACCAAUGGCACUUGUUGUCAGGAAGCGCUGAUGGGUACGCCAUGGCCUGGAGCAUGAUGGGAACAUUUCAGAAGCACCUAAUGACUUUCAGGCAUCCAAAGGAAGUGACGUGUCUGGAGUUCCUUUAUCUCAGAGUCAUCACAGGUUGUGCAGAUGGCAAAAUCCGCGUUUUUAACUUUCUAAACGGUGACUGCCUCCGAGUGAUGCGGGCGAAUAGUAAGGCAGACCCUGUGCUGUCACUGUGUAUUCGAGGAAACAGAAUGGUGAUUAAUAUCCCAACAAGUGUAAUGAUUUUCCAGUUUGAGGACAUUUCAUGGGAUUAUUCUCAGGAAUCUGAGCGUGUUGAAGUUCUGAAAGAGAGAGACAAGUAUAAGUCUGCACCUAUCAGGGCUCAGCCCUACACAUAUGUGCGAGCGCAGAGGAUGAAACGCGUGGGGUCCAGCAACAGAAAGAUAUACCAGCAGGAAGAGGAAGACUAUGGCCAGAGCCAGCUAUCCCAUCAUGCUCGGAGUCUGUCCGCCAGGAGUAUGAAGGCAGCUCAAGAUCAGUAUCUGGAAUCCUUAAAGCCAGCAGCUUGGCCUGAUUUAAGGAAUUUCCGCAGAAGCUUUGCAUACAUUGAUCUGCAACCUGAGUUCUUCAAGAAGCCGCCAUCAGCCAGUAGACCUCGAUCAGCAUUAAAAAGCUCUCGGGCACAGAGCAGGGCAAGCUCAGCGCCAGAGCUAAAGACCAAAGAUGAUUCUGAUGCCGAAUCAGGAUAUUCCUCUCCAGGCCCAAAAUCUUCUGUAUUCAGAAGUGAGAAAGCAACCCUGAAUCGCAUUCGAAAACGUGGACCUCAUUCUUCAAUGAGCCAAGAUCAAAUGCUUCUCAAAGUCAGCACCAUACAGAAUUCCCAAAAAUCAGAUGCUCUGAGCUCAAAUCUUGAGAAUAAUGCAAAGGUCCGGGACACCUGGGGACCUCCACUGUCACAUCAAAAACAUAAGAGGAAGGUUAUAAGUUCCGACUCAAAGGAAGAUCCAGAGUGUCUAAAGCUUCUAGAAAAGUUAAGAUCUUUUGAUAGUCCUUCAGAGAUGAGGAUCCUUACAACGCCAUUUGAAAUUAGGACACUGGGCCUGAAGCAGAAAGAAUCACUACACAGACCCGAUAUUCAGUCUUCUAUACCUUCUCCAACCAUUAUACGUCCUCAAACCAGCUGGACUUAUGGACAACCGAAAAUAAGUGAUGUGCCCAGGAGGACUACAUCAGCUCCUUCUCUAGAAGGAAAUGUUAAGAGAAUAGGGAAAUUCACAACUAGUGAGGAGUUGAAACCUUUUCGGAUGGUAAUAGGACAAAGGAAUAAUCUGCCUUGUCAAAAAAGAAGACACUCUAAUGAAGCUGUAGCUACAAACCCUUACAGAGAGGGGUGUGGCUUCCAGCUUCUUACCGUCAAGCAGUUGAAAGAGUUUGAAGCUGAUAAGAUGGCAGAAUAUACGAGCGCACAGGAACACGAUCAGAUCAGCAAGAACAGACUGAGCAAGAAAGCUUGGCUAAUGAAAAUAAAAGGGGAAAAUAUUGCCAAUUUCAUGAAGGAAGGAAAAAUAGCUGCACCUGAGCUUGGAACAGAUGUGUUUAUAUGAACGCAUCUUUGAGUUUGCACAUGGUUGUAACAUUAUAAACAGUGGUAAAUUUUAGAUCGUACUUUGGCAAAAUAAAUAAAAAUAAAGAACACAAAGUUA
Messenger RNA from Bombina bombina (fire-bellied toad), 3368 nucleotides. RefSeq names its product F-box and WD repeat domain containing 10B (gene FBXW10B). Gene Ontology annotation, molecular function: protein binding. The record is from RefSeq and is a predicted model, not a curated record. NCBI's taxonomy places the organism in Eukaryota, Metazoa, Chordata, Amphibia, Anura, Bombinatoridae.